CCCAGAGCAGACUUCCUGGUCUGCAGACAUCCCGGGUGAGCGACAGCAGCAGAGGACCCCAGAGCCAUGGGGUGCACUCGCGACGCCAUCCUGGAUGCCCUGGAGAACCUGACUGCAGACGAGUUCAAGAAGUUCAAGCUGAAGCUACUUUCAGUGCCACUGCGCGAAGGCUAUGGGCGCAUCCCGCGGGGGACACUGAUGUCCAUGGACGCCAUGGACCUCACAGACAAGCUCGUCUCUUUCUAUCUGGAAAAGUACAGCGCAGAGCUCACUGCGGUCGUGCUGCGUGAGAUUGGCAUGCAGGAGACAGCGGAGAAGCUGCAGGAAAUCACGUGCAAAGGCCCCGCUCCAGGGCCUGCUGGGAUCCAGGAUCACCAGACUGCAGCCAAGCCAGGACUGCACUUUGUGGACCAGCACCGGGCAGCCCUCGUCGCACGGGUCACGGAUGUGGAUGGGGUGCUAGAUGCCCUGUAUGGGAACGUCCUGUCGGAGGAGCAGUACGGGGCAGUGCGGGCAGAGCCCACCAACCCAAUGAAGAUGAGGAAGCUGCUCGGCUUUGCUCCAGCCUGGAACACGACCUGCAAAGACCUGCUCCUUCAGGCCCUGAGGAACACCCACCCCUACCUGGUGGCCGACCUGGAGAAAAGCUGAGGUGUCUCCCCCCGCAGCAGCCCCACAUACAAUCCCUGGCAGUUCCAGCCAACUCACCCCGAAUCUGAAUCUGUUUUCAUACACAAUAUAUGAAAUGCCAACUUGUA
This is a messenger RNA of Ailuropoda melanoleuca (giant panda), 758 nucleotides long. RefSeq names its product apoptosis-associated speck-like protein containing a CARD. The transcript has 3 exons. The record is from RefSeq and is a predicted model, not a curated record. Gene Ontology annotation, biological process: innate immune response; inflammatory response; regulation of apoptotic process. Bases 67 to 651 code for a protein of 194 amino acids. NCBI's taxonomy places the organism in Eukaryota, Metazoa, Chordata, Mammalia, Carnivora, Ursidae.